This is a messenger RNA of Vigna radiata var. radiata (mung bean), 838 nucleotides long. Its product is annotated as probable calcium-binding protein CML44. The transcript has a single exon. Gene Ontology annotation, molecular function: calcium ion binding. The record is from RefSeq and is a predicted model, not a curated record. NCBI's taxonomy places the organism in Eukaryota, Viridiplantae, Streptophyta, Magnoliopsida, Fabales, Fabaceae. Bases 280 to 747 code for a protein of 155 amino acids.
AUAAUAUUAUCGUAAACAGCAUGUACUUACAUAGAUGAAAUAAAAAAGUAGAACAGCUUUCUAAGAAAAUAGUAGGAAAGUUCGCACAAAUUGGGUAGGCGUAGACAAUUCCCCUUGCAUGAAAGUGCAGUUAUUCCCGUACACAAAGUACACCCUUUAGAAAAUCCAAAUCCCAGACUCAAUAAAUACUACACAUACAACACAUGGUUUCCUAAACGUAAACCUCUGUUUUCAUAUAUAAACCCUAAAAAGGCUUUUUAGAUUUCUGUUGUUCAGAACAUGUGUCUCCUAACGCAGUCUGAUUUGAAGCGUAUUUUUGAGAAAGUGGAUGUCAAUGGCGAUGGGUUGCUGAGCCUUGAGGAGCUCAAUCGGAUGCUUGAAAUCACAGGCAAUUGCCAGUACACCAUACAAGAGUUGGAAUCGCUGGUGGAAACGAAAAGCCUUGGUUUCAGCGAGUUCUUGUUCUUUUACAACUCCAUUUCGGAGCAGCAGAAUGGAGAAAGUAGAGGAAGUUGUGAGGCAGAGGAAUUGGAGAGCGACCUCGUCAAAACCUUCAAGGUCUUUGACUUGGAUGGCGAUGGCUUCAUCACCAGCCAUGAGCUUGAGUCUGUCUUGAAAAGGCUUGGCAUGUGGGAUGACACCAACUGCAAUGAUUCUACAACCAUGAUUCGAUUCUAUGACACCAACUUCGAUGGUCGUCUUGAUUUUCAGGAAUUUAAGAAUAUGAUGUUGGUUUCCAGAGCCUGAUCCUCCUCCUCUGUUUCUGUAAAUAUGUGUUUUAUGAUCAUCAACUUUAUUCAUAAGUCUUCUUUAUGCAACUCUGUUGCUGUUUAUAUUA